Pseudopodoces humilis (Tibetan ground-tit) is the source of this 2100-nucleotide messenger RNA. It is a transcript of the gene UBE2W, whose product is annotated as ubiquitin conjugating enzyme E2 W. The record is from RefSeq and is a predicted model, not a curated record. Lineage: Eukaryota; Metazoa; Chordata; Aves; Passeriformes; Paridae.
CGCGCGGGGCGGGGCCGCCCCGGCGGCGGCGCAGAGGGGAGGGAGAGGAGGCGGAUCCAUCAUGGCGUCGAUGCAGAAACGAUUACAAAAAGAACUAUUGGCAUUUCAAAAUGAUCCACCUCCGGGAAUGACUCUAGAUGAAAAGAGUGUACAAAAUUCAAUUACACAGUGGAUUGUAGACAUGGAAGGUGCUCCAGGAACACUCUAUGAAGGGGAAAAAUUUCAGCUUUUAUUUAAGUUUAGUAGUCGGUAUCCUUUUGAUUCGCCUCAGGUCAUGUUUACUGGAGACAAUAUCCCUGUUCAUCCUCAUGUUUAUAGCAAUGGUCAUAUCUGUUUAUCCAUUCUAACGGAAGACUGGUCUCCAGCCCUCUCAGUGCAAUCUGUUUGUCUUAGCAUUAUUAGCAUGCUUUCCAGCUGCAAAGAAAAGAGGCGACCUCCAGAUAACUCAUUUUAUGUAAGAACAUGUAACAAGAAUCCAAAGAAAACAAAAUGGUGGUAUCACGAUGACACAUGUUGAUGCCACCAUUUUGUGAUCCUCGUAGCAGAAGAUAGUCCUACUGAGAAAAUGAGCACUUUGAUCAUUCAGUCUUUGAACUUUAACCUUUGACUGGAAGUGACCUAUAGGCAAUGAAGACUACUUCCUUUGACUGCAUUUUUACUAGUGUGCAUUCUGGGCGCAUGUUGAUCGCUGGUUCAGUCCAUGCAACUGACAUGCUUUUAUUAGUCAUACAGUAUUAAUGCAGGUGUCCAGAAAUGUCAGAAUAAUUCCAUUAUUUUUAUUUUAAGCUUUUGGAAGAAUUCCAGGUCUUCAUAUAUUGUGCAAUAACACUGAGCUCCUUGGCGGUUUUGGUGCAUCCAUUGCCGGCAAUGGACAUUGUACCAGGGAAAGGUUUUGCUUCUGCCACAAAAAAGAUUGACACAUGACAGAGCUUAUGAAAGUUUUGGAUAUAUUUGGAUUAUAAGCAAGGGAUUGACAGUUACCUUAAAUCCAGCCCAUUCUUUUAUAUUUGGAUUCUAUGCACUGUGAACACAAAACUAGCAGCAUAAGUUAACAUGCCUAGCUGAAGGACUGUAAUAAGAUCAUUACGUAUUUAUUAAAUUGUUUAUCUGCUGUCAAAUUGUUUUGACAUGGGCGGUUUUCCAAGUGACACUGGCAGAGAGGUACAAUGUUAUCCCUAUGGUGAAAUAAAACUACUUUUUGUAUAUAGUUAUUCAUAUCUCUGAAGCAAAGGUAUGAGUAAUUUAGGGUAUGAGUGAUUUAAACAAGAAUUUAUUUUGGAGAUAGAGGAUGGCAGUGAUAUAACUGAAUUUGCUGCAGUCCGUAAUUGGGCUUGUAAUUUGUACUUUAGAGCUUUUUCCAAAUAGAUUGCACACUGUUAUUUCCUGCUAGCCAUCAGCAUGAGCCCUACUGCCUACACCAAUAUUUCAUUUAUUUAUGUGUUCGAAAGCAAUCCAUAUAACAUUUUUUUGUUUGCAUUCACUGUUUCUUUUGUGUUGUAUGUCAUGUUUGAAUGUUACAAAACAAUAUUUUGAUUGAAAAGCUUUGUCAGAAGAUAUUUUCAUGUAAAUUAUUUCUUUAUCUUGUAAGCAUCAUCUUGUCUUUUAAUCCUGUAUUAUAAAAAAACAAAAAUACAUUUUUGACAGAGGCUUAAAGUUUUCACAAAAAAGUGUGGACCUUCUUAUUUAAGUUUAGACUAAAGUAUAUUUUCUUAACUUGCUUGACCCACAUAGCCAUGCCAAUUUUUCCAGGCUUUUCUUCACCAAAAAAAGGGGGAAAAAGCCUAAAAUCAGACAUUUUUCUGUGGAGCAACAUUUAUUGAAAUGAUAGUUGUUCUCAGCACUCUUUAAUAUUUUGAUACUGCAAUUAGGAUGUCUUUUUAGGAAGCACUUUUGUAAACUAAAUACCUUUACACAUAUGCAAAAUUUCUAUAAUUUUUUUUUACUCUUGCCUUAUUGUUGCACUCAAAAGUUCAAGCAAUUAAUGCAUGAAUGUCUAAAUCAAGUAAUAGUUUGAUGUAAAAACAAACAAAAGAAAAAAAAAAUCCCUAAACCAAAUUCACAAUGAAUAACUACAAUAAAAACCAGAAAAUUGGCUGAAAA